AUGGAACUUGAGAAAGUAGAAUCUGAUCUCCUUGCCUUGAGACAAUUAUAUGGGCUCCGUCAAAAUAUUGGUCAAGGCCUGCAAAGCAAAAGUUCAGAAAAUUUGGAUGAGAAAGCGCAACUCUUUUUGAAAACUUUGCUUGAUAAUGCAACAGAAAGAGUUUUUGAGACCCAUUCAAAGAUUAUAGCAGCACAAUCUGGUGUCUCUAACACACCAAAGGCUAUGCUAAAGUUAAACCCUCCUGUUCCAACAUCUGUUCCCAUCAUUACUCAAGCCUCAAGCAAAGGGUCCAAAUUCCAAUCAAUUACUUCACAGAAAGAUGAGCUGCCACCCAGGAAACCAACACUAAAGAAAGCAACUUCCAUGCUCUCUAAACCCAGCAUUUCUUCAAACAAACCCGAGGGCAGAAGGCAACAAUGUUGGAUUUAUAAGCAAAGCAGUAUGAAGAGGCAGAACUCAGUUGAGGACAAAAACAGCAUAGCUAACGCUAGAGCCACAAGUUCAAACUUAAACAGUACUCGUCAACAUCAACUGCACAACCAGUUAGGCCCUUCUAAUGUGGCCAAUGUGCAAGCAAAAGAAAUACCACAAGUGAAAGAGAACCCAAUACAGAAAAGAAUGCAUGAACUCCAACAUAGUCCAAGCAUUGCUAGUUCCUCAAGCUAUUUGACAACUGGGCUUAUUGAACCAGGACUUGGGAAUAAAAAACCGGACCAGGCCAGUGAUUUUUCAAAGGACGUUGCUAGUACAAUCAAACAAGUUGAAUCCCACAUUUCAGCUUUAAAACCUUGUUCUGGGGUUGUGGAUUCUAACAUGACUAGUGCAAGUUUGGGUGUGAUGUCUAAGCCAGUUACUCCUUUGACACACACAAGAGAUGGGUUUGUUAAAAAAAGCGAGCUGGGCUAUCUUGGUGAGCCUGUAGCUUUGGGUCUGGGUCAAAAUGAAUUGCCGAGUCAAGAGGCGAGUCAACUCAGCAGGAAACAUGAUAGUCGUUUGAGCCCAGCACGCAAGCCCAUUUAUUCUCUGAGUCAGCUAGCGAGUCAGAUCGGUGGUGCUGGGGACAGUGAAUCGUUUUCAAGAGCACGUGGCUGGCCAAGUGUGAGGAGUAGAAUUGGGUCAUUGAGUCGAGCAGCGAGUCAGAAUGACGAUUUAAUGAGUCAGAGCGGUGAUUAUGUUCAAGGGUUGAGGUUUUCUAUGAGUCAGCCUUCCAAAGAGAGUGAAAAACAAAAACAUCCUACGGCUGAGAUAAAGACAACUAGGAAAGGGGUUAGAUCUAGACCAUCCAUGCCAUCUCAGUCAGUGGAGUUCACUUCUUCUCUCGGUCCUAGUGAGAAAAAAUUGCCACCUCAGAUGGUAAUCAAACCAACUCUACUAGGACUAGAUCAAAGAAAAGGGACCCACAAGAUCAACCAUAUGGGCCCACACAACAAGAUCUUGCCACGUCAGGUGCUUGAUGAAUUAGAGGGUCCUAGCUCUUCUUCAGAUUCUUACUUCUCCACUAUUAAUAAACAAGGUAGUAGUGUGAGCAGUAGUGAAAGUUUUGGUUACUCAUUGCCAAGUCAGACUCGGACCCACCAUCAAAUUGGUCCCACAAGUGAAACUGGUUGGGCUAGUGAGAAAAAUCAAGGUAGUGUGAGCAGUAUUGAAAGCUAUGGUUACUCAUUGCCAAGUCAAACUCGGGCCCAUCGUAACAUUGGUCCCACAAGUGAAAGUGGCUGGACUAGUAAUGAAAGCUACGGUUACAUUGGUCCCACAUCGAGUAAGGUUGUAAUUACAAGUGAAAGUAGCUUAGAAGAGACUAAAAGCGGUCCAUAUGUGGGUCCUACUAGAAGAUUCAAAUCAGGCCGUAGGAGGAGCCCAAAAAAAUCAAUCGGACGGUUGAGGAAAUUCAAGAACAAAUUAGGACUUAUAUUUCAUCAUCAUCACCAUCACCAUCACCAUCAUCACCAUGAUGAUGAUGAUGAGAAUGGUCAAAAAAUGUUACACCAUGGGGAUGUGCAUGAUAGUAGAGCGGUUCAGAAGGUGAAGAAAUCAACGGCGAGUAGUGUGCCACGGAAGCAUCAAGUUGGACAUUUUCAUGGUUUGAUGGAAGGGCUAUUGAAGCAUGUGCAACAUUCAAAGAAAUCCAAGGGUUCUAAAGGUGGGAUCAAACGGUUGGGAAAUGGGCCACGUGGUAGCAAUAAGAAGUUGCAUUUGUGGAAAAUGUUACGACGUCAUCGUGGUGGGGUGAAGCUACCCAAAAGCAAAAGGGGGCGUGUUAGAAUAGGGAAAGAUGGAGGGAAAUCCAAUGCUGGGUGGGCCAGAGGCCCAAAGCUUAUUUGGAAGGAAAUCCAAUUGUAG
Quercus robur (English oak) is the source of this 2340-nucleotide messenger RNA. RefSeq lists its product as uncharacterized. The record is from RefSeq and is a predicted model, not a curated record. Lineage: Eukaryota; Viridiplantae; Streptophyta; Magnoliopsida; Fagales; Fagaceae. Bases 1 to 2340 code for a protein of 779 amino acids. The transcript is spliced from 4 exons.